CCGAUACCGGCAUAAGGCAACCUUCCUUGUCUUCCGUGAAAUGUAGAAGGAUAUAUUCCAUGUCUAGUACUUUCUAAAGCAACAAUGGGAUCUGGAAACGAUGUUUCUCUUAACUGGGAGGAUACCGUGGUCAUUAUGGCUCGUAACCAUCUUGUCAGUCUGUCUUAUCAAGGAUUCCAUAGCUUACCAGGACUUAUUAACUGGGUUCAAUAUAGAAUAUCUACGAACUAGUAACUAUGUACAAUGUAGUAAAUGGACAAUUGAAAAAAUGAGGUAUGACGUACUGGGAAAUAAGGGAGCGGGUACACUUUUACAGGAAAAGAUGAAGUGGAACAUCAAAGCCGCAGCGAGGAAUUAUAUAUUGCCAGAGGUACCCAUAAAAGUUAUAUACGUAUUCCAGAUGCAAUGUAAACUUACAACAGGAUGCCUAGAUAUGAUCUAUGUUCUACCAUACCAUGAAGCAAUGCAAAUGACAUCAAUCAGUGCAACCAAUACAGAAACUGGAAAUAAACUAGAAGUGACUAAUAUCAACCCAAUAAAAAUGAAUUAUAACUGUAUCGAGCCACUGGAUCUAAAGAAUGAAGUUAUAAGACCAAGGAAUAUACCAGAUUGUACCAUGUGUUACCCUGAAUUAUAUAGGAUCACAAUGGAUAAAGCUGUGAACAACGAUCAGGUCAUACAUAUAAGAAUAGAAUAUUACCUCAACAGACCAUAUGAACCGUUACAAAAGAAACUUGCACGAGGAUUACAACAAAAAGUUGUAUUGCCACUACAUACACUUAUAACAGUACCAUACCAUAUACAAGUACAAAGAACUAGAUUCACAUUUGAAAAUGAUAUGGAAUUUGAUAUACACUCGCUACAUACAUAUGCUAAUAUACAAAAAAUAAAGCAUAAUGUCCUUGUUACAAAGCAUUUCGAAAAGGUGGAGUUCAUGUCAACAGGUGAAACCAUGGUAUUGAAAUUCAAUCAUGAUGAAACCAUGGAAUAUAUUCCAAAACUGAACAAAAAUGUAUACAUACCGCUGUGGUCAUUAGACGGGAACAUUAACAUACAAGAAGGUUAUGUAGUCUACAACGACGCAUCACCCAUAGAGGGCCACUUCUCACUACAAAUAGAACAUAGUGAAGAAUAUAAAGGACAUAAAUCAAAUGUAGUCACACAUAUGGAAGCAAUAUUCCCAGAGCAAGCUAGUAAACUUAGAUAUUACGAUGUCAACGGCAAUAUAUCGAGAUUGUACCGCUUGGAGCACAGCGUAAUACCAACAUACAAGACCGUAGAAAUACAACCCAGAUACCCUAUACUAGGGUCAUGGAAAGUUGUAUUCACACUGGAUUAUAGAAUGCCACCGCAAAAAUCAAGGAACGCAAUACAAAAGGAUUGGAUAGGUUACCUAAUACACAACCCUGUGUUAUUAUCGCUAGGAUCACUAUUGCAAUGGAUUUUGAAAUACAUAAAAGGGGAUGUAGUAUACAUUGAAGUGCAUGUAUUCCCAGUGAUAUACUACAUGUUUAUACACGAUGCCGUUAUAACCAUCAGGCUGCCACUUGGAGCACAUUUACACAAAGCUGUGUCGUCAUAUCCGGCUAUAAUACAUAUAGAAGACAAUACCUGGAGGGUACUUGGCGUAGCAGUAAAGAUGACAGAAGUAAAAGUACAAUUAUACAGGCUCUAUACAGAUGAUGUCCAUAGAUAUACCAAGGAAACCAUACAAGUGGGAUACACAAUCGGCUUAUUCUGGGUUAUCAAGGUCAUGGCGUCACUAGUACUACACAUAGCAACUGGGUACUUAAUUUGUAUGACAUGGAAAUGGGUAUCCAGAGUCUAUUAUGACUAUUUCCAGGGAUACAACGAACUUAGUAGUGAUGUGUGUGGCAAGUGAUGUCGUUUUACAAAACAUAACCUGAGGUAC
Molecule: messenger RNA, 1912 nt
Organism: Babesia bovis T2Bo
Lineage: Eukaryota; Apicomplexa; Aconoidasida; Piroplasmida; Babesiidae
Product: Ribophorin I family protein
Exons: 5
Coding region: 101-1882 (593 amino acids)
Cellular component (GO): oligosaccharyltransferase complex; membrane
Source: RefSeq, a predicted model, not a curated record